CCGCCGCGCUCGCGUGGGGAAACCUGGGCGUUGCUGUCGUCGUGUGGCUCUGCUUUGGGUGUGCAGCGGGUUGCCUGGGCUGUGAGCUUUGCGCACAGUUGAAGUACGUCUGGCUGGAAAAAUAGUGCUGAAACUGUUGAAAUAUGGCAGAAGAAGUGGUGGUAGUAGCCAAGUUUGAUUAUGUGGCCCAACAAGAACAAGAGCUGGACAUCAAGAAGAAUGAGAGAUUGUGGCUUCUGGAUGAUUCUAAAUCCUGGUGGCGAGUUAGAAAUUCCAUGAAUAAAACAGGUUUUGUGCCUUCUAACUAUGUGGAAAGGAAAAACAGUGCUCGGAAAGCAUCUAUUGUGAAAAACCUAAAGGAUACCUUAGGCAUUGGAAAAGUGAAAAGAAAACCUAGUGUUCCAGAUUCUGCAUCUCCUGCUGAUGACAGUUUUGUUGACCCAGGGGAACGUCUUUAUGACCUCAACAUGCCUGCCUAUGUGAAAUUUAACUACAUGGCUGAGAGAGAGGAUGAAUUAUCGUUGAUAAAAGGAACAAAAGUGAUUGUCAUGGAGAAAUGCAGUGAUGGGUGGUGGCGGGGUAGCUACAAUGGACAAAUUGGAUGGUUCCCUUCAAACUAUGUAACUGAAGAGGGUGACAGUCCUUUGGGUGACCCUGUGGGUUCACUGUCAGAAAAAUUAGCAGCAGUUGUCAAUAACCUAAAUACUGGGCAAGUGUUGCAUGUGGUACAGGCUCUUUACCCAUUCAGUUCGUCCAAUGAUGAAGAACUUAAUUUUGAGAAAGGCGAUAUAAUGGAUGUUAUUGAAAAGCCAGAAAAUGACCCAGAGUGGUGGAAAUGCAGGAAGAUCAAUGGUAUGGUUGGUCUGGUACCAAAAAACUAUGUUACCGUUAUGCAGAAUAACUCAUUAACUUCAGGUUUGGAACCGUCACCUCCACAGUGUGAUUAUGUUAGGCCUUCACUCACUGGAAAGUUUGCUGGCAAUCCUUGGUAUUAUGGCAAAGUUACCAGACAUCAAGCAGAAAUGGCAUUAAAUGAAAGAGGACACGAAGGAGACUUUCUCAUCCGUGAUAGUGAAUCUUCGCCAAAUGAUUUUUCAGUAUCAUUGAAAGCACAAGGGAAAAACAAGCAUUUUAAAGUUCAACUAAAAGAGACCUUCUACUGCAUUGGGCAACGUAAAUUCAGCACCAUGGAAGAACUUGUAGAACAUUACAAAAAGGCACCAAUUUUUACAAGUGAACAAGGAGAAAAGUUAUAUCUUGUCAAGCAUUUAUCAUGAUACUGCUAAUCAGAAGUGACUGUUAUACAGCUUUAUUCCUCAUGUAAUUGAAGACUGAGAAAGUGUUGGUCCAAUCCUGCUUGAUUGGAAGUUGCUGUUUCUAACUCUGUAUGAGAAUUGACUAUCAUACAUAAGUAUUUUUUAUUAUCAUUUGGCCCGUACAUAUAUACUAUAUAUGCAAUGCAUCAGCAUAGAACAGUUACUUAUCCUUGGUCUUUUAUUUCACUGUUUUCUUCUUUACUGUUUUUCUCUUUGCUUCUAAUAUUAAGGUUUUGUAUUUUGAGAAAAAGAAUCGAAUAAUACAGAUCAGAAGUCUGUAUGGAAGAAUUCCUUUAUUGCCUUUCCUGUGUUUCCUUGUAAAGAUCCCUGUUCUGCUAUAGUUUCUCUUCAUAUAAAAUUAUAUCUCUAUACACGGCAUAUGCUAAAGUAAAUUUCUUGGAAAGUGUUAUCUUUUCUGUGACUAAAUAGCAAUAAUAAAUGGAAAAUUAGAAAUUCUUUUCAGGUUAUUGUAUUUGUCACCACCCUUGUAAAUACCAAAUACGUUGUGUAUGUUUUUUUUAAUGUCUUCAUUGCCUACAGUAUACUACAAAACAGAUGGGACAUAGGUUAGAAAACAUUACGCAGUUUUAAUUUAUAGCUUGAAACAAAAAUCUAAAUUCUUAAAAGAUUUUCUUUGGUGCUUUUUUGCAUCUGGUUAUUCAAGACAGUCUCUGAGAUACUGAACUUUUAAAACUGUAAGGGAUGUUCUAGUGUUAGUGUUUUCUCUGAGUGUUACUCUACCAGAGUUUCUUGUAUUAGUACAUGUUAUGUUUAUGUUAUGUGUGAAAAAAGUUAUGGCCAGGUUUUAGAGAAAUAGACAACGAGAUAUGUGAGUUUUUUCCUCCCUAAACAUACAUCAGUAAUUAUAGGAUAUAGUAGUAUUUCCUAUUUUCAUUUUCCCCUUUCAGCUUUUUUUUUUCUUUAAGGUGCUGGAGAUUGAGCCCAGGCAAAAACUCUGCCACGAGCUACAUCCCUACCCCAUCUUUCUUUAAGUUUUGAGUUUCCUUAACUGGGACACUAACAUUGAUGUAUGCCUAAUGGAAAAAUGAAAGAUGUUUAUGAUUAGAUAAAAUUUUCUAUUUUUUAAAUCUUACAUUUUUGUUGACCAAGUAGAAGUUUUAAUGUAUGAGUGAGAGAAUACUGUAAAGUGUUGAUUGAGUCUACUUCUGGAGGCCACAGGAAAGAACAGUUGUACUUUGUGGUCACACUCUUCAUUAAUCUGGAAAUUUAAGUUUACUCAAAGAAACCAGCAAUAUUUUACCUGAAAAGAAUUAUUAAAACCAUAUAGUAAACAGUAGUCAUAUAUUUUCAAAAAUAUCCCGUGUUGCCCAAGCAUACAAAUACUUUCACUCUUUGUUGCUAUAAAGACAUUUAAUUCACCAGAACUAUUGAUUAUAAAAUUCAAUAUGUAAUUUAUGAGGGCUUUAAAAACUAUUUUAAUUUUUAUUAUUUAAAUUUUAAAGUAAUUUAAAGACUAAUGCUGCCACUGGGUGGCAGCCCUCCUUUCUCCCAUUAAACAACAGAAGUCAGCACAUGAGACAUUGGUGUUAGAAUUCCAGCUUUAGUACAUCUGCUUUUAAAGCCUCUUAGUUCGUAAUUCAAUAUCUUUCUAUUUCUUAUUUUAUUAAGGUAGUUUUUAGUAGAUAAAUUUCAUGGCAAUAAAAGUUACAUAUCUUAUUGCUUCAGAAGUCACAUGAGUAUAGAGGACAACAGUUUAAAAGUAGCUAUCAUAUGACUGAGUGGUAAGCAUCUUUUCAUUUUUAACAUACAUUUGAUGAUGAUUACUUUUUAUUUUCUCUUUGUGGUUCCCCAGUCUUCCUUAUGGAAAAAAAAAGUUUAAAAGGAGCAGUUAAUACUUUGUAUCACAGAAGUGAGGUAUUUAUAGCAAACCUUUGCUUAAUAAAGCAGAAUUUGAGAAAGUAGCUAGGAAUAGAGUAGUACUGAAAGUAGAAUGCAUGUUCUUGUGCCAUAAUUAGAUUUAUUGUAGAGCUGGCACACAUUUAUAACCCCAGCAUUUAGGAGGCAGAGCCAGGAAGAUCAUGAAUUCAAGGCCAGCCUGAUCUACAUAGUGAGAUGUCUCAAAAAACAAACAAAAAAGAAUUUACUAUAACUAGAAUUCCAGAUAAUACAUGUAUGUCAGUAUCUGUUACCUUGUCAUUUGUGGGACAAAAACCUUGGUGGGAACUACUUUGUACUUCAACAUGUUUUCAGGGUUUUUUUUGUUUUGUUUUGUUUUUUAAUUGUUAGGCCAAUUCUUACACCAAUGGCUGUUUUUAUAAGCAUGUAUGUUAUUUGAAGCAGUUUUCUUAAGAAUUGGAACAACCUUAUAAAAUAGCUACAUAGCUAGGUAGUAAUAGGACUUGUGUGAGAAACUGGGUUUCCUCAUUCCCAGCCUGGUGUGUAUAUUGUCACAUAUUACAUUAGUUGAAGGACCUGGGAAAAGCAGUAUCACAGAAGUUUUCUGCAUAUGAGAUGAUUAGUCAUCAAAUUUAAAUAUAUAUGUAAUCUUUUCAGCCACUUGUACAAAUGUAUAAAAUCUAUAAAGUUUUUUAGAACAUAUGCACAUACAUAUGUGUGUAUUUAAUAACAAAAGCAAUUGCUAUUAUAACCCUUAUUUGACCAGAGAUCCUUAGGGUUCAGCCAGUAUAUUCACAAAUUUAUAUGACACACAUAUCAUGCUACAUGCAGCUUAGCACAUGCACCUAACACCUCUAAGACUUUGGUGACAGAUCACUGAACAAAAUAGGAAAGCCAGUGCGAUUGCUAGAAUAGGAAGGCCUAACAGAUGAGCAACUUAAGAUUACUAGAAUAAGGUCAUCCUUGUAGAUAAAUGGCAUGUACAUUAUUUCUAGCUGUUAUAAUCCUCUACCAUGUAACCCAGCGCUAGCAAAGAGGCAAGGUUAUCGUUGUGUAGUACUGUACCUUUGUGAGAAUUAGGGAAAGGCAUCUUUUUUUUUCUGGCAGACCUAGACCCUUCUUAUCAAGAUGUCUGGAAUUUACACCCCCACCCCUUGGCAGGUGCUUUGUUCUGGUUACAAGCAAAAAUAGUGGCCUUGUAGAGGAAUACUCUUCAGCCUACACAAUAGCUGGACGUGGUGGCAGUGCCUAUAGUCCCAGGUACUCAAGAGGUUAAGGCAAGAGGAUCGAUCCUUUGCACGCAGAAGUUCAAGCGAGCCUGGGCAACAUAGUGACCAACCCCACUUUAAAAAAAAGUUAACAUUUUAAAGUUGGGGGAUUUUACAUAAAAUUCGAUUACAGUUUUCCUUUCCAAAUGAGAAGCUGGCAACACUGGAAUUUAAUUCUAGAAGCUAGUACAAGUAAUAUUGUUAUUUUUACCAAUGUACCUGCUGUAAAAAUUAACAGUAUUGUACAGUCUGUCUCCCAACCCUUAUACCACCCCCUAGUUAGGUUGCUAGUUCAUGAACCCCCUAGUUCAUGUUUUUGGCUUGGAAUCUGCAAAUUCUCAUUUUUCAGACACAUUUAAGGUACAUUACCCAAAUCAGAUUAUGAAUGUAGCAUUAUAAUGUGUUUCAACUUCUCUAUCUCAGUUCUUUGCUAGAAGAUACAGGAGUCUUUUGUAAUCUUGGAUAUAUAAUCUUAACAGUUAAAAAUGCCUUUACAACUGUGGUCACUUUCCUUAAGGGACAUUGAGGAUGGGAUAGAUAAUACCCUCCUCCUGUGUUUUGAAUAGCAUCCUGUGGAUUUAAACAAUGGCAGAUCCCUGUUGCGGGGGGCAUUGUUUGGUUUUAUUGCAAGGUAGGAAGGAUUGGCCUGCUCCUCUCCUGAUAAGCUGAUUCUGUUGGUGUUUAGCAAGUUUAUGACUCAACACUGCCAUAUUCUGAGCUUUGACAGACGAGCAAAAUAUGCAUGCUCCACACCCUGAUUUCUUGCUGUUACAUGAACUAAAGCAACUGACAAGAAUUGAAAUGUGUGUUUGAUUUGAAAGUACGUGUGCUAAGACUUGUCUAAUGAGUAGAACAAACUGGGCUUGGUGUUUUGAAAAGUAAGAGGAAGAGUUUCACUUUUGUUAGCCAUGUUCACAGAUGUGUUUUAAACCAAAUUGUCUUUGAGAAUAGUUUGCUGUCUAGAGCAAUUUCCUUACAUCAGAUAUUUCAGAAUUGGCCCGCCUAAUGCCUACAGUGGCUUAGCACAAAUAUUUAAGGCACCUACAGUACUGACUGAUUUUGAAGUGUUUCCACUCCUAUUACUUAAAGCACAUGGAUACUUGGUCUCAUUAUUUUGGAAUAAUGUUGCAAAUUUUAUUUGUAAUUAUAGCAAAAGGAACAGUACUCAGUUUCCUUUUUCACUAUAGUUUUGUGCCUCAUGGAAUAAAUGACUUUCAAACAGGGAAACAUUAUUAGACACUUUAAAGCAGACAUAUAGCUAAUGUAUUUAGUUGCUUUAAGUAAACUUUUGGGUUCAGAUAAUGGAUUUUUUAUGGGGAAAUGACUUCAGAAAGGGCCUGCUAGGUGUUGUCUAUUUAAAUACAGGUUAAAGACAGGAAGAGUUGUUAAAUUUCUAUUUUUGAGCACUUAGGGAGGAAAUUAGCAUCCCCUGAGUAACUGUAGCUUUAGAGCAAAUGAUGUCAAACAAACUUGUUUUGAUACGUUUUCUGGACUACAGAUAGACCUAAAGAAUGUUACAGAAAACAAAUACUGAUUUCAUCUGGGGAUAUGAUAAUUACUUGUUGUCAAAAUGAAAAAAAAAUUUUUUUUGAACUGUUGUCAUUUGGAGGUUGAAUAUCCGCAAAGGCCUCGUAUGUUGGCUUAGUCCCCUGCCCACAGCACUGCUGGUGGAACCUUUAGGAAGGGGGAGAAGUGGAAGAAGCUGUCACUGGGGCAUGCCCUUGAAGGGGCUAUUCCAGCUGGCACCCUCCAGUCCUCCCUCUGCUUCCUGGACAGCAUGUGCUUUUGCCAUGGUGUACUGUCCCACCACAGGCCCAAAACACCAAGGUCAAGUGACACUGGCCUCACACCUCUGAAGCUGUGAGCCAAAACUUUAAGUUGAUUCUCAUAUUUAGGUAUUUUUGUCUCAGUAACAGAAAGCUGACUAGCACUAAUGUUCUAUCAGUGCAUGUCUCCAUGUUUAGGGUUUUUUGUUUUGUUUUCUUUUUUUUUCUGGUACCAGGAAUCAAACUCAUGACCUUGCGCUUGCUAGGCAAGUGCUGUGCUGCUGAGCUAAAUGCCCAGCCCUGCAUGUUUAAAUAGCUAUUGGAGGCACUUACCCAUCCAACUUCAGAUAUUUUUACUGCUCAGGUGCAGGCUAUUCAGUUUUGGGUGUAGGGAAAGUGUACAAAGAUUUCAUAAACCUUUGGCUGUAGUCAAGCAGUGUCUACUGGAGAGGGGGUGUGAAUUAAAAGAGUAGAUACAUCAAUCAAGAGUGAGGUUGAGGGUGUUUAUAUAGGAUGAUCAAAGAGGUCUUGAAUAAAAUUGACCUUGGAUCAUACUGUGUGCUCCAGCUAACAGAAGACUAACCAGCCAUCAAAUGAAAGAUAGCAACCAAAAUUCUUUGAAAACUGUAUAGAUCAUUAUUACAACAUUGUUGUUUUCAGAUUUUAAAGUUGAUUGAAAUUUAUUUUAUUUAAAUAUGGAACUUUUAACUACAAUGGACUGUUGUGAGUAAACCCUGAUUCUCCAUCUUAAGAGUUCUUGGGAGAUAUUAUAUAGAAGAAAAUAUAUAACUACAGAAGAACCACAGUUUGGCAGAGUUAAGUAAGGGGUUUAAUCUUAUGCUACCUUAAGGAAAUGAUUGUGAUCAAGGGAAGUUAAAUCCUUGAUCAUCAGGCAAGAAAUAUUAAGAAAGAAAGUGAAAAAACGUAUGUUCCUAGGAGGUGAAAAGGAGAUGUGGGAGCUCUGAAAAUUGGAGCAUGACAGUCUAGACUUGGUGGAAUUAGAAGAGUUUUAAAAGGAAUUCCAUUGUUUAAAUUCCCUGUUACUCCCUCCGCCCCCAAAUUGAGACAGUGGGUUACAACUAAAUGUCAGAUGUGCUAAAGCACAGAACAUAAAUAUUUAGGAGUGUUGGUGCAAAGGGAAAGAACUACUCUGUGCUAAGGAGGGUGAGGGAAGGUGAUGGGGAUGGAGUAAUUGACCAUCCAGACCGACCUGGACACCAAAGCCUGUCCUGGACACCAGCUGUGUACCCUAGCUUCUUGCCGCUCUUCAGUCAAGUAGUGUCCCUGCAGGCCACAGAGCAUUUAGAAGUCUCUUUGACCCUCACACUUCUCCCUUCCCACUGUUUCUUUUCACCUUUCCAGUAAGCCUUUUUAUCUGCUUGCUUUUCCUCCCAUAACUAAAUAUCAAAAAUUUAAGUGGCGAAUAGUAUAAUAGGGAAAAAUCCUAUUUCUAGGCCACACCUGCUUGUGAUAAAUAGGUCCCUUGUUCCCGUAGUUCAUCCUCAGACAUGGAUGGUCGUGUAACUCCACAAAAGACUGAAGUUUAAUCUGAGAAGCACAGGCAACAGAAGAGGCUAGUUUGGUUUGGGCAUUUGCAUAGGAAGAUCACAACCAGUUGAUGAGAUGGCAUAGAAGUAACAAGAGAAAGCAAACUCAAAGUUAGGGAUAUGUAGGCAAACCAGGUGGAGGCUAGCAGGGGGGCAUAGCUCUCCAGAAGUCCUCACCCAUUGAUACGGACCAGGCACAGGAGGAUGGUCUGACCUAGGCUUGAGAACUGUCAUUGAGAAGCCGUGAUAACUGGGAGUGGUGGUGUACUCCUGUAAACCCAGCACUUGGAAGGCUGAGGCAGGAGGAUUCCAAGCCAGGCGAGACCCUGACUCUGAGAUAUAGAAAAGGCAGAUAGCAUUUUCCUUUAGUGCCCUGUUAGGUAUCCUGAACCUAACCAUUUGUAAAGACCUAUGUGUCUGGCACUAUGCUAAUAUGCUUUGUCUGCAUUCUUUAAUUCCUAUAACUAUUAUGCAAGGAAUUACUGUACUUACCAUAUAAAUAAAGUCCAUGAGGAUC
This is a messenger RNA of Chinchilla lanigera (long-tailed chinchilla), 8271 nucleotides long. RefSeq names its product NCK adaptor protein 1 (gene Nck1). Gene Ontology annotation, biological process: positive regulation of translation in response to endoplasmic reticulum stress; positive regulation of endoplasmic reticulum stress-induced intrinsic apoptotic signaling pathway; negative regulation of PERK-mediated unfolded protein response. Gene Ontology annotation, molecular function: ephrin receptor binding. The transcript has 4 exons. NCBI's taxonomy places the organism in Eukaryota, Metazoa, Chordata, Mammalia, Rodentia, Chinchillidae. Bases 144 to 1277 code for a protein of 377 amino acids. The record is from RefSeq and is a predicted model, not a curated record.